Rosa rugosa (rugosa rose) is the source of this 1063-nucleotide messenger RNA. RefSeq lists its product as uncharacterized. NCBI's taxonomy places the organism in Eukaryota, Viridiplantae, Streptophyta, Magnoliopsida, Rosales, Rosaceae. Gene Ontology annotation, biological process: lipid metabolic process. Bases 178 to 1029 code for a protein of 283 amino acids. Gene Ontology annotation, molecular function: oxidoreductase activity, acting on the CH-CH group of donors. The transcript is spliced from 2 exons. The record is from RefSeq and is a predicted model, not a curated record.
CGUUCAUUUGCCAUUUAAAAAUGACCGAGUUUAAUUCAGCACAUAAAAACUGAUAGAAAAAGGUCUCAAUCCCAAUCAACUACCCAUCAUUCACAUCUCCAAUUUGAUAUUUGUACACCAAGAGUUUGAGAUCUCAACAUUUAGUUCUUCAUUCAAGAAAGAAGAAUCAUAUUGUUGAUGGUGAGCAUGGCGUGGCCAAUCCUAUUUGUUUUUCCACCAGCUUCUGUGUUCAUCACAGCCAUGUCAGUGAUCUGCUUCACAGCGUCAGCUUAUGCCGGAUUCUCGGAGGUGAGAGGAAAGCACCUGGAGUGUUCCAAGUUCUGGAAGAAUAAUAGCAAUCAGUCCGAUUCUCAAAAAUCAAAGCAAAUUAACAUAUCUAGUAGAAGAGGCAUGCAGAUUACUUAUACUCCCGCAUUUCUUGCUAGUCUCACAUCCUUGGUGUUCUUUCCCCGUUACGGUGAUAUCAGAUAUCUAUUGUUCUCUUCAUGUCUAACUAUUCAUUUCCUCAAAAGACUUUUGGAGGUUCAAUUUGUUCACAAGUACAGUGGAGGGAUGGCACUUGAUACUGCGAUUUUUAUCUGUCUCAGUUACUUCACGUCUACUGCCACCAUGAUCUACGCUCAGCACCUUAAUAUAACCCAAGGGCCGGAGCCACAAAUUGAUUUGAAGUACCCUGGAAUUCUGUUGUUUCUACUUGGGAUAUCUGGCAAUUUCUACCAUCACUACCUACUUUCGCGAAUGAGAUCAUCAUCCUCUUCGUCUCCGUCGAACUCAAAAAGCAAUGAUGUUAUGGAUUAUAAGAUUCCAAGGGGUGGAUUGUUUGAGCUAGUGGUAUGCCCUCACUAUCUUUUUGAAAUCAUAGGAUUUGUAGGGUUCUCUUUUAUUUCUCAGACCUUGUAUGCAUUCGCCUUCGCGGUCGGAACAGCAUUCUAUUUGACUGGUAGGAGCUAUGCUACUAGGAGAUGGUAUCUUUCUAAGUUUAAACAUUUUCCCCAAAAUGUCAAGGCUCUCAUUCCAUAUCUUUUAUAGAUGUAAUGUAAGCAUGUUUGUAUCAGACUAUAAA